Molecule: messenger RNA, 2384 nt
Organism: Prunus avium (sweet cherry)
Lineage: Eukaryota; Viridiplantae; Streptophyta; Magnoliopsida; Rosales; Rosaceae
Source: RefSeq, a predicted model, not a curated record
GAAUGAUGGGUUCCAAUACAAAAUUCGGCCCAUCCUAAAUAAAAGAGGAAACGUUUGAGGAUCAGCAGUCAGCCCUAAUAUUGACUAUUUUAUCUUCAACAGAGUGUCGAGUCUAAAACCCUAAUUUCCUCUCACAUCCCAUCUGCCAUUGAAGCUCUGCUACGAAAGCUUCAACAAGAGCUUCGUUCAUCCACCAUACUUGUGAUUUUUCUUGACUUGUUGCGGAAUUCUUAUACUAGAGAAUGUCUUCCCGCUUUUGGACCCAGCCUGGAAGCUCCUCAGAGGAUGAGGAGAGUGACUAUGAUGAGGAGGUUGAAAAUACAGGUGGUGAGGCUAACACUGAACCAGUUGGAAACCGAUACCUUGAGGUUAAUCAAAGUGACAGCGAUGACCCUGAUGAUGAAAGGCGUGUCGUUAGAUCAGCGAAAGACAAGCGCUUUGAUGAAUUGUCGGCAACUGUUCACCAAAUGAAGAAUGCCAUGAAUAUCAAUGACUGGGUUAGCUUGCAAGAGAGCUUUGACAAGAUAAAUAAGCAACUUGAGAAGGUCAUGCGUAUUACAGAGGCUGUUAAAGUACCCACUCUAUACAUAAAAGCGCUUGUAUUGUUGGAAGACUUUUUGGCCCAGGCUUUGGCAAACAAGGAUGCUAAGAAGAAGAUGAGUAGUAGCAACGCCAAGGCCUUGAACUCAAUGAAACAGAAAUUGAAGAAGAACAAUAAGCAGUAUGAGGAAUUGAUUAAUAAGUAUAGGGAGAAUCCUGAGCAGAGUGACGAGGAGAAGGAAGCAGAAGAGGAUUCAGAAGACGAUGGAUCAGUUUCUGAAAUUGAGGAUCCUACUGAUAUUGUAAUGUCAAAUAGCGAUGAUGAUGGGGAUGAAGAAGAAGAUGAAAAGGAUGACCAAACUGAUGAAGGCUGGGAGAAGAAGAUGAGUAAGAAAGACAAGCUCAUGGAUAGGCAAUUCAUGAAGGACCCAAGCGAGAUCACAUGGGAUACAGUUAACAAGAAAUUUAAAGAGGUUGUGGCUGCUCGGGGAAGGAAGGGAACUGGAAGGUUUGAGCAGGUUGAGCAGCUUACCUUCUUGACAAAGGUUGCUAAGACCCCUGCACAGAAGCUGGAGAUAUUUUUUAGUGUUGUUUCUGCUCAGUUUGAUGUGAAUCCUGGUCUCAAUGGGCACAUGCCAAUAAAUGUGUGGAAGAAGUGCGUGCAGAAUAUGCAAGUUAUACUUGAUAUUCUUGUGAAGUAUCCUAACAUUACAGUGGAUGACAUGGUGGAACCUGAUGAGAAUGAAUCCCAGAAAGGACCAGAUUAUGAUGGGACAAUUAGGGUCUGGGGAAACUUGGUGGCCUUCUUAGAAAGGAUAGAUACUGAGUUCUUCAAGAGCUUGCAGUGCAUUGAUCCCCAUACUCGUGAGUACAUUGAAAGACUCAGGGAUGAGCCUAUGUUUUUGUGUCUAGCGCAAAAUGUUCAAGAUUAUUUAGAACGAGUGGGUAAUUACAAAGCUGCUGCCAAGGUAGCCUUAAGGCGGGUCGAACUCAUUUAUUAUAAGCCACAGGAAGUUUAUGAUGCCAUGAGAAAAUUGUCUGAGCAGACUGGAGAGAGCGAUAAUGGUGAAGAGCCUAAAGUGGCCGAGGAAAGUCGCGGUCCAUCUCCAUUUAUUGUAAUUCCCGAGCUGGUUCCUCGAAAACCUACCUUUUCAGAGAGUAGCAGGACAAUGAUGGAUAUUUUGGUUUCCCUCAUAUACAAGUAUGGCGAUGAGAGGACUAAAGUUCGUGCAAUGCUUUGUGAUAUUUACCACCAUGCUCUGCGGAAUGAGUUUUGCACUGCCCGUGACUUGCUACUAAUGAGUCACCUGCAAGAUGUUAUUCAGCAGAUGGACAUUUCGACUCAGAUACUUUAUAAUAGGGCCAUGGCACAACUUGGUCUGUGUGCAUUUCGUAGUGGAUUAAUUACUGAAGGGCAUAGUUGCCUUGCUGAACUAUAUUCAGGCGGAAGAGUAAAAGAGUUGCUUGCACAAGGUGUCUCACAAAGUAGAUAUCAUGAGAAAACUCCAGAACAGGUAUGCCAGUGCUUCUGUUAUGUUUUUCCAAGUGGAAUUGGCUUCAAAAGCGUGGUUCUGAUCACAGCUCAGCCUUACAUUUUUAGUAAUGGUUAUCAGAUAAGGUUCAGUGAAGAGCCUUGUAUGCAUUGCAAUCUUGGGUACAUAGUUCCUGAAUGGGUUGAGGAAAACCCAACUAUGUCUGACAUAAGACAGAUAUAUGGUUCUGGUUCUGCCCUUCCAACUACAACACUGAUCUUACCUCUAAAGCAUGACAAGGUCAAACCUGUGAAGCAGCAGCUCUCUAAAAUGCAUCCUGAAGUUCUCUUGUUCAGGGCAGCAGCUCUCUAA